Messenger RNA from Dermacentor albipictus, 1313 nucleotides. Its product is annotated as putative nuclease HARBI1. Lineage: Eukaryota; Metazoa; Arthropoda; Arachnida; Ixodida; Ixodidae. The record is from RefSeq and is a predicted model, not a curated record.
AUGGCUGCGUUCGGUGCUGCUAUAGAGCUCGCGUUUAGCGAUGAGAGUUCGAGUAGCAGCUCUUCCAGCUCGGACGACAGCGAUUGCGAGAUGACGCAAGUACUCUACGAAGCUUUCUUUCCAGAGGCAUUCUCAGAACCACCGCGCAAAUGUCCUAGGAUUGUCAGAUUCGUUGAGGAAGUUGUGCGGCUAUACUCGGAUGAGGAGUUUCGCAGGAACUUCGGAGUUUCUAGAAGUGUAGCGGAGGACCUGAUACGGCGGUUUGAGGACUCCGAGUUCUAUCCACGUAGUGAUCGUGGCGGGUCCCCUUCGAAAACCGCUGAAGAGCACGUUCUGAUCUUCCUUUGGUUCGCUGCAAACAAGGCGUGUCUGAGGGAUGUGGCUAGUCGAUUCGGCAUCGGGGAUGCUACGGCGUUCAGGAAUGUUGAGCGGAUGCUUGAUUAUCUAGUGGACAUCGCCAAAGAACUCAUAAUAUUCCCAGCAGACCUCAAUCAGCUGUCGGCAGACUUUGAGCAAGUGUCGGGUGUGCCCAGUACUAUUGGAUGUAUCGAUGGCUCCUAUGUAAGCGUACGAUGUCCUGCCAAGAAGGUGCGCUCUACAUAUGUAAACAGGCACAACUACCCGUCGUUGACUCUGCAAGCUGUAUGUGACUACAAGAAGAGGUUUCUUGACGUCACAAUUGGCAAUCCGAGUAAAAUUCAUGAUUCAAGGAUCUUCAGAAAGUCUAGGCUUGCCGAGUGGUUGCCUAGCAUUUGUUGCUCUGGGAGGUUCCAUGUUCUUGGGGAUGCUGCUUAUCCACUGCGUGAUUGUCUCAUCACACCAUUUCGUGACUAUGGACGUUUAGAUUCAAGACAACGAGCCUUUAACCUAAAAUUUUCGGCCACGAGGGUCAAAAUUGAGAACGCCUUCGGGGACCUCAAGGGCAGGUUCCGCGAGCUGCUGCACUUGGAUUUUUUUUUUGUUGAUAAGAUGAACAAGUUCAUCAUUGCUUGUUGUGUUUUGCACAACCUGUGUAUUAGUUGUGGUGAUGUCGAUGUGCCACCAUAUAGUGACGACGCAAGCUCAGCAUGGGACUGGCAAGCACCACCAGAUGACGACAGCCAGAACUGCGGCCCCCUGACAUCAAGUGAAGCUGCACUGCGUCGACAAGGGGAAGCGAAGCGGGAAUGCUUGCUUCAAGCAAUGUACAUUUGAGCAGGAAAUGCAAACUGGUAGCUUCUUGUGUAUGAUAUAAGGGAUAAUGUGAAUAUGUCAUGUAAAUAUUGUAAUGCAAUGAAAUUAUAAGUAAUCAAGUAAUGUAUGGAAAAUAAUUU